Messenger RNA from Zea mays, 1878 nucleotides. RefSeq lists its product as uncharacterized. The coding region runs from base 321 to 1577 and encodes 418 amino acids. Gene Ontology annotation, molecular function: cysteine-type peptidase activity. The record is from RefSeq and is a predicted model, not a curated record. Gene Ontology annotation, biological process: proteolysis. The transcript has 10 exons. NCBI's taxonomy places the organism in Eukaryota, Viridiplantae, Streptophyta, Magnoliopsida, Poales, Poaceae.
AGCCGUUCAGAAACGUGUUACGUCAUUGCUCCAGAACGGCCUGUUUCUGCCGUUUUCAACAUAUAUGUGCCACAUAUCAAGCAUUUGAUUGGCAACAAGUUCCAAUGUUUGCCCUCCCAUCAUCGGCCAAUGUUUCAAUCAAUGUUUGAUGCUCAUGACAAAGAGGUGGAUAAGUAAUGUGAUUCCCUUCAGCUGAGCCAUCAGAUGAUUGUUUCGAAGCAGAUUGAACUCUCUGAAACAUUUGGUGAAAUGAUCGAUGAAGUACUGAGAGCUGCAACACAGCGCGAUUCACAGCAAGAAGAUAACCCCCCACUACCUCAAUGCCUCCAACAAAUGCUCCAGUAUCCUCACCACCUGUUCCAACACCUGAUAAACAGCAACAUGAUCAGAAAAUUCAUGUUCCUACUGAUCAUAUCAAAGUAUCAGAUCAUAUUGUCAGUGGGAACGUCUGCAAAAAAGAUGAAGUUAUGGAUGCCCCUAUAUUUGACAAGACUCCAAAAUCAAAUGCUCCCACAACCGACAAGCCUGCUGCUACUGAGUUAACACCAGAUAUAAAUAGUGAAGGACAAAAAUCUGUUACACAUGAUACUCCUGUAUCUGGUGCAUCUCAGUUCGAUAAAACCUCACUGACAAAUGCAACUACUGACCUUGUUGCAAGGGAUAGUUCCUCUAAAGCUGCAGUCGCUGAACCUCCCCACGUGUCACGUGAAGACUGUGCUCGCAACCUACUUAAGUUCAUUUUGUCAGAAAAACUAGAUCCGAGCAUGGCUAUCAUUAAUUUUGGAGGAUUUGGCGGUUCUGUCCUCGAUGUUGUCCAGUCGUUUGGUCCUAAUAAAUGUAUUGAGAAUACUUUCAUGCAGAGAUUUGUCGACUGUAUUCGUGAGGAUGAUGUAUUAUACAAUCCAGAUUCUGUAAUCAACACUCUAAUACUGAAUGUCAAUGUUGAGACCGUUUUGAAUAUCGAGGAGUUCGAACAGCACAGUUCAAAUCCCCAGCCCUUCUCAACAUCACUUCUUAAAGAACAACUUGAACCGACGCUUCCUCCAGAUGAAGUUCUGAACCAAAUUAAAUUGAUCCUGGUUCCUAUGCUACGCCGUAGUCACUGGACCCUUUAUGCAAUCAACUUUGAACGUCGUCGAAUAGACAUCUUAGAUUCAAAUCCUUAUGGGACAUUGCUUGGAGGCACUACCUGGAAACAAAUACAUAAUGAUCAAAUGAUGAUAAAUGGAACGAAGAUACCUUGGUCCAGAUUAAUAAUGAGAAGACUUAGCAUUGCGUUACAUGAAGCUCGACCUGAUUCAACUGUACCAAAGUUUGGCAACUACAAGAUUGGGCUUCUUCCCAAUUGUCCAACCAUGACACCAGGGUCAAAUGAUUGUGGUUUUUUUGUCGCAAACUUCCUCCGCUACUACGAUUUUGAUGAUGGCGACUUAUCAGAAUUUUAUACUCCGGAUGAACCAUUGGACCAACGUGCCUUUGUUCUGCAUUACCUGACCUUUCAUCGCAACAACAGGGUUGCCCCCUUCCUGCAGAACUGCUGCCUUUCAAGUAUGCUCCAAGGAGACGCCGUUGUUUGAAAGCCAAGACUUAGAUAUCAUAGCUGAACAUGAUUCCCUAUGGGAUCCACAAAACUGUUUAUGUUACUUAUUAAGUCACUUAUGUCAGGCGUUGCUCAUGUGUAUGAUACUCCAUGUGCCACUUAUGUUCGAUGUGUCCAGUGUCUAUGCUACUUCACAUCAGUUUUUAUUUGAAGUGUGUCAAACAUAAGUGUUACCAGAAUGUCUAGUUAUGUUAUCUGUUAAGAAAUUCUAUGUUGUUUUAUCUCCAGAUUGUGAUAUGGUUAAUCGUUUGCUUCCAAUGUUUGGCGUAUUUGUAUUA